Molecule: messenger RNA, 1457 nt
Organism: Mytilus californianus (California mussel)
Lineage: Eukaryota; Metazoa; Mollusca; Bivalvia; Mytilida; Mytilidae
Exons: 3
Coding region: 439-837 (132 amino acids)
Biological process (GO): regulation of apoptotic process
Source: RefSeq, a predicted model, not a curated record
AAAAAGAUUUGGCAUUUCAAUACGAAUAUUUCGAAUUAUUAGAAUUAAAUAUAUAUAAUAUACCAACUCAAAAGCAAAUUUAUCAAUUCAUAAUCCAUUUAAUUAUAUUGAUGUCGAAACACAAACAGAAAAUUUCAUAUUUAAUUGGUUUAAUGCAUGGACGUCUCGUAAGACAUGUCAGUCUUAUUGAUAAUGAUGUAAUUUGAAAAGUUUUAGUCAAUACAAAAUGCAUAUCUCUGGCUGUUAAAAUUAAAACAUAUGUAAUAUACUAUUUAAAAAGUAAACUAGUAUUUUUUGGAAUUCACAAGGAGCACUAUACUUCUGUUUUGUAGUACCGAAACAAAGUUUGUGUGUUAAAUAAAUUAAAAAUCUAACAAUAGGGAUUUUUUUAAAUGAAGAAAAAAACAACAUUAUAUGAUAUCUGAAGCAAAUUAAAAUAUGGCUGAAACGAACAAAAGGAUCGAAAAGAGUCUUCCUUUUAUCAAGGAUAACCUAACUCACGUUGAUUCUGUUGUUGACAAGUUGAUUGAAUUUGGCGUUAUACCAUUGAAAGAGCGCGAUUCUAUUGUAUCUAAACCUUUAGAAAGAGAUCAGAUCCAAAGUAUACUGGAUGUCGUUACAAGAAAAAAAAAGGGAGAUGCUUUUUUGUCAGCAUUAGUGGAGACGAAAAACGAGCAUGUGGCUGACACAAUAAAAUCCGUUAAACUAUCUGAAGAAAAGGAAACGAUUGACAGAUCUCGAACAUACAUAAAAGAUCGAAAUAAUGAAGACGAUGCUGAAACGUAUGAUAAAGCGGAAAAGGAGCUUAAGAACAUGAAAAAGAGAAUGACCAUCUGAAAACUCUUCAGAAGAAACUAAGGAAGGAAUUGGAAGAUAAGGGACGUCGACUGCGAGAAUUAAACAAAGUAGCCAUCGAAAGCCAGAAUAAAUGUAAACAACUUGAAGACCAAACUGAAGAUCAGAAAAAGUUAUUGAAUGUAAAGGAAGAACAAGUUCUGACAUUAACAGAUGAGUGUGGAAAACUAAAGAAACAAAUAGAUCAAGUGGAACAAAACUUGAAAGAAAAAGACGAGAAAAUAGACACUUUAAGUAAAAACUUGAACGACGUUUUCAAAGAAUUACAGAAUCAAACUGAAAUUACAAAAAACAUUUUACGUGACAAUGAACAGCAUAAAAUAGAAGUUUCUGAAAUGAAAGAGGGAAACCAGGAACUAAAAAAAUUGUGUUCCAGUAUAUAUGAAGAACUCAUUUCGAAAAAAUCAGAGAGAAAACCAGAUGUUUCCAAUAACCGACCUGUACCGCAAUGGCGAACAGGAACGAAAGGUACACCAAGAAACUGUAAACAAUGAAAUGAUUGAAAGCUAUGACAAAACGACUUUAAAUUCUAUAUUUUCGAACGAUUCGAUUUAUAUAACCAUAGUUUGAAGCUUAACAAAAUAAACGAUCAUUUCAUUAUA